AUGCCGUUCGGUAGUCGUUUACUGCUCCUAUUGGCGGCGAGUUCCUUCGGUUGCCUGUUACCGUUGGUAACACCACUCUCUGCUUCCGGUUACGAACCUCGUAUUGUAGGUGGUGAAAAUGCGACUGCGACUGCUAGUCCGUACACAGUGGCAAUCCGCUUGACAGGGAAAGAUUUUCUAUGCAACGGAAUUCUAAUUUCCAAUCGUGAUGUUCUAACGGCAGCUCAGUGCGUCUACAAUGGCAACGCCAUAAGAAGUGCAUCCGAUUUUCAAGUGAUACUAGGAACUCUAAUUAACUCGAACAGUACAACGAACGCGACGGUCCGAACGGUGACAAACGUCUGGCCACAUGGCGAUUUCAACUCAACUUUACGCAUCAACGAUUUGGCCGUACUGCGAUUAAACAACAAUGUGACAAACAUCACUCCGGCUUCGUUUGGGGCUAGCACUCCGGCCGUAAAUCGAAGUUGUGAUUUGUUCGGAUGGGGAGCAAACACAACCACCGGCCGGCCAGCCACAACGCUGCAACGUAUAAAAUUGCAAGUGCAGUCGAGCAGUUCGGCACAUUGUCUGAAAACAGCGGGAGCAAAUCUCACCAGCGGAAUGCUGUGUGCAGGAGAUUUACAAGUCGGACGCGGAGCUUGCCCCGGAGAUCUGGGAGCUCCCUUCAUAUGCGAUGGAAGGCUGUUCGGAGUACUCUCUACGGCGGGCGGUUGUGGAGCAGCGAAUGGAACUUCAAUUUUUACUGAUACAACAAAGUUUACAAGUUGGAUUAUUAAUCGAGUGCAACAGGCUGUAGUGCCACCGUCCGAUGGGAGUGGUGGUGGUGGUGCCGCGCAAGCUGUUCUUCAACUUACCGUCCUCGUACUGUCCGUAGUAUGCUCAAUGGUUAUGGUGAAAUAA
This is a messenger RNA of Sabethes cyaneus, 903 nucleotides long. RefSeq names its product trypsin-like. Gene Ontology annotation, biological process: proteolysis. The coding region runs from base 1 to 903 and encodes 300 amino acids. The record is from RefSeq and is a predicted model, not a curated record. The transcript has a single exon. Gene Ontology annotation, molecular function: serine-type endopeptidase activity. NCBI's taxonomy places the organism in Eukaryota, Metazoa, Arthropoda, Insecta, Diptera, Culicidae.